CUUCUUUCGAAUCCACAACACAUUUGAAUUCUUCUUCCGAUAAUUAUUAACUGCACAUCCACCAUGAAAUCCAUUCUCUCUCUCGCCCUUUACACAGCUACCGCCCUAGCCCAGGGCAUCUACAUCGAGUCCCCCGCCGCCGGCACGGAGCUGAAAGCCGGAGAAACAAUAACCGUGCAGAUCGGCCGUCCGGGUUUCCCGGAAAACAUCGCCGAAAUCGGCAUCGCCAUUGGCAUUGAAUCCUGCUCCGGGUCCUCAGGAUGCACCGCCCCCGACUCGGCUAUUGGAAAUCUCUUAUACAGCGGCCCCUACGAUCCGCAAUCCAACGGACCACCUUACCCGUAUGAGAACUUCACUGUCACGGUGCCGGAUGUGACGGGGCCGGCGCAGAUUGGGGUUGUUAGGCCGUUUUUGGUGGGGCUUUCGUAUGAGUUUGUUGUGGGGACUGCGGUGACGAAUGUUACGAUUGUUUGAGGCUGGAGGGUUGGGGUGGGUUUGUGGUAGACGACAGAUGGUUGGG
Messenger RNA from Aspergillus eucalypticola CBS 122712, 520 nucleotides. RefSeq lists its product as uncharacterized. NCBI's taxonomy places the organism in Eukaryota, Fungi, Ascomycota, Eurotiomycetes, Eurotiales, Aspergillaceae. The record is from RefSeq and is a predicted model, not a curated record. The coding region runs from base 64 to 474 and encodes 136 amino acids. The transcript has 3 exons.